AUGGUCUAUCUUGUAAUCUGGAUCUCUGAGGGGCGUAACUUACUAUCGAUCGUGCCCCUUGAGAUCACUCGCGACUACGCACCUUUGUGGUCAACGCCUUGCAAAGUGUUCAAGGGGUGCCCCGGCCCUACUUCCUAUAUAUCAUCGCUCGACUUUGCCACACCUCAACUGCGACGAUCACCUCCUGCUCCUGCCUUCAGCUACUGCACGCUCAAGAGUCCGCGAUUCUUGGUAAAACUAAGUAUGGCAGCACGCGGCAUGGAGGACAACGGCGUGGCUAAUCUCUUGGCGGCCUUGGGAAUGCCACCUCUCGGCGAGCUACAGGCUGUACUCAAUUCGUUGCAAGCACAGGUCCCUAAUCACUAUGUGGCACCAGUCGCUCCUCCUCCAAACACGCUUUUGGCGAACCCUCAACUUCUGCUGGCGGUCAAGCUAAUGCAAGAACAUCCUCAACUCCUGCAACCCCAGAACCAACCAGGGCCCUCUACUCGACCCAAUGAUCAGCCAAUUCCGCGCCAGGCGAAGGAGAAGAUGUUCCGCGAAGCCCAAUCACAGCAGUACGACGCAACCUUGAUUUUCUUCAUCAGUGGGGCGCGGAUUAUCGGCGAAUCGAAGUUCGCCGCAUUUGAGAAUCUUCACGGCAAACUUGGUAAUUCAGCCGACUGGUGGCGUUGUUAUUACCUCGUACACCAGGAUCGCUUGGACCCCAUGGUCGCUUCGUUUCACAGCCGCGCGUAUCCAUUGCACUCUGCUGUCUCUGCCUCGCGUAAACGCCACAGGUCGCCGUCGCCUGCAGCUGACUCGACUGCGAGCGAGAUCGUCGAUAUCACUGACGAAGUUCUAGCGACGUCAGCCGGCCGACCUUACAAAGCUUCUCGUCGGGCACGUGAAGCAGAGGAAGCGGAGGCUCCUACCCCUAGUACCUCCGGUACUAGUCUAGCUACAGGAUCGACAGACCUCGCCAUUCCCGCCGAACUUCCCGAACAUCCGCCUCCACCGCCGACGAACCCCGUCAAGUUUCGAGAGGGAAAGCACAGGUUCACGCCAGAAGAUGAGACGUUCUUCGCGAAUCUGAUCCUAUGGCACGCAAAGGAGGCCGGUCACGCCGAUGCCCAUGAGUUGAAGAAGACGAUUCUAAUAGCUCUCGCCACUCAGGCUCCUCAUCAUUCACAUCUCUCCUGGGACAAUUACUGGAACAAACGUCAGGCGGGUGCUAUCCUGGAGCAAGGUUUGCGUAUGGCGAAGGCAGAGGCGAAAGCUCGCGCAGUCAAGACAGAGUCACAAGGGACAGAGCCAUAA
Molecule: messenger RNA, 1299 nt
Organism: Peniophora sp. CBMAI 1063
Lineage: Eukaryota; Fungi; Basidiomycota; Agaricomycetes; Russulales; Peniophoraceae
Source: the annotation of a GenBank genome assembly